AUGGCGCCAGUCUCCAUCCUGGCAAGACUCCGGGGCAUGUACUCGGGGAAGAUGGAUGAACCCGCGUUGUCAGUGCACUCCGUGGUGCUGGUCUCGAUCCUCCUCACAUGCGUCUAUGUGGCCCCUUUCUAUCUCUCCCCAGCCACGCGACCAUCUCCCAGCCUGAGCAGAGACGCGCCUUCUGUGAUCCGCGCGCGCAUUCGCGCCGUCACGGCGUCUUGCUUCGUUAGCUCUGUCGUCGUGCUGUGGAUCAUUGUCGAAGAAGGCAAUUCCUCGUUCGGCGCCGCGCUCAGCGCCCUUGGCUGGUGGCCCAUCGAUCUGGGUGACAUCAUCCGCUGUGUCUUGCUAACUGCCAUCCUCUUCCUGGGGCCCCUGUUCGAGAGGGGCGUGGUCGAGGGCGAAUGGCGGAGUUGGUUUCGCAGAGCCAAGUUCUCUGAGAGUCUGGGCGGCUGGAUUGGGUGGCGCAAUUAUGUGGCCGGCCCUGUGACGGAGGAAAUCAUGUUCCGCUCUGCCAUCAUUCCGCUGCAUAUGCUGGCGGAGGUGUCUCCCAGCCGGAUUGUCUUCGUGGCACCGCUGUACUUUGGCAUCGCACAUGUGCACCACUUCUACGAGUUCUGGCUGACGCAUCCGGACACCGCAGUGCUGGCCGCGGUGCUGCGGUCGCUGUUCCAGUUUGGUUACACGACUAUUUUUGGCUGGUAUGCCACGUUCCUGUAUCUCCGAACGGGAUCUCUGCCGGCGGUGAUUCUCGUCCACAGCUUCUGCAACUGGUGCGGCCUGCCUCGGUUUUGGGGACGGGUGGAGGCCGGUGAGCCGCUUGGUCCGCCUUUGGCAAAGUCCAAGGAGGAUGCUGAUGGUAAUGCCUCCAGUUCGGUGUACGUGGCGGACGGCACCCUGGGCAUUGGUUGGACUGUUGCGUACUACAUCUUCCUGGUUACGGGGGCUGUGGCCUUCGGGCUCACUCUGUGGCCGCUGACGGAGUCGUAUCAUGCUUUGACUUCUUUUUCGACGAGCGCAACAACCUCGUCGUCAUGA
Messenger RNA from Penicillium lagena, 1035 nucleotides. Its product is annotated as CAAX prenyl protease RCE1. Gene Ontology annotation, molecular function: metalloendopeptidase activity. The record is from RefSeq and is a predicted model, not a curated record. The transcript has 4 exons. Gene Ontology annotation, biological process: CAAX-box protein processing. Gene Ontology annotation, cellular component: endoplasmic reticulum membrane. The coding region runs from base 1 to 1035 and encodes 344 amino acids. Lineage: Eukaryota; Fungi; Ascomycota; Eurotiomycetes; Eurotiales; Aspergillaceae.